AUCCAAUGCUCUUGCAGACUUUCUCCUUGCUAGCAGCUCUGUGGCCACAGCACUUUACCUGGUUUCAUUCUGGUUUCAUUACAUUCAUAAUAAAAAUGGCUGCAUUGAUCAGAAGGAUUAUCAGCACAACAAAAGCUCCUGCUGCUAUCGGCCCGUACAGUCAAGCAGUGGUGGUAGAUCGGACCAUGUACAUCUCAGGACAGCUGGGGAUGGAUCCUGCCAGUGGACAGUUGGUGGAAGGGGGUGUUCAGGCUCAAACCAAACAGGCUCUUGUGAAUAUGGGUGAAAUCCUUAAAGCUGCUGGCUGUGGUUAUGAGAAUGUUGUCAAAACCACAGUGCUCCUAGCUGACAUGAAUGACUUUACGAAUGUCAACGAUGUUUACAAGCAGUUCUUCAGCACUAACUACCCAGCCAGAGCUGCCUACCAGGUUGCUGCUCUCCCCAGAGGUGGGCUGGUUGAGAUUGAAGCAGUUGCUGUAUUGGGCCCUCUAACCAAUGCUUCCUAAGAAGCACAUCUAUCAAAAAAUAAAAACUGGAAACCCAUGAUCACUGAAAAUAAAGUAUGUGCCUUUUUUGUAGUGCAGUUAAGAGCUGAUAAAACAAAAAUCCUAAUUUCUAUUGUAGAUAUAUUUGUAGAGCAUAAAAACACUUAAUGUUGUCCUUAACAUUUGGUGGGUCGCCCUGCAGACUGACGGCAGUGAGGAUCAGUACACUUUCCCUUCUCAUUAACAUUGAUGAGACAUGUUUGGAGACAACGCUGCCUUUCAAAUUCCUCUCUGCUCACAUUUCACUGACAAUAGCUGAAAUCUAUCUAAUCUGGUUAGCUCUUAUUGAAUUACACUUCCAGCUAUGUUGUCACCUGACAUGCUCAUAGCAGUGUAUCCUCUCUCAAUGUGCCAGAGGAUGAAUGAUCAAAUAUGCCUGAAUAAUAAAUGUUUUUAAUUUGCUUAAAUGUCAAUUUGUGUCCUUGACAUGAAGAAUAUGUAGAUCGUCACUUUGUGAUAUGUGUCUUGUUCUUCCUCCUUAAUUAGUGCUUGUAUUAGUUUUUGUAUAAUGCAUAUCCCUUGAAACCUUCAGGGUUGGAAAGGAUUUAUACACAGACAAUAUGAAUCAUGGGUAUCAUCAUUUGGAUUGUAGUAUGAAAAUAUUGUUGCAUUUAUUUGACCUGACAUUUAAACCAACUGAAAUAGUUCCCAGAGAAAUACUAACGCAAACCUUCAUUCUUACUGUACACAUCCUGAAAAACAUGUGUUCAUUGUCAAUGCUUCAUCAACUCUGGAGCCAAGGUUGUAUAACUGGGAUAUGUUACCGCAUGCCGUGGUAGGCUGGGAAUCCACAUGGUGUUAUUCCAGCUGAACAACACAUCAGCUGAUUAAAAUGAUUAGCUCCUCCCGUCUAGUUUAAAGCAAUUGAUUAAAUCUUCAUUGUUCAAUUUGCCCGCAAAGGAUAUACAGUCAUGGAAAAAAUGAUUAGACCAGCCUUUUCUUCAAUUUCUUGUUCUUGUUCAUAUCUAGCCAUUUUCUAUGAUUUUCUUGAUAAUAACCAAAUCAUUAUCAAGAAAACCAUGGAAAAUGGCUAGAUAUCAGCUCUUAAAUUUAACUCAUUUGAGCUAUUUUCUUUAUCAUUAUAUUUGUCAAAACAAAUGUACCUUUAGUAGUACCAGGCAUUAAAAUGAACAAUGAAAUUUUUUUCCAUGACUGUACAUUUAAACAAAAGAAUAUAUUUUCUCCAGCUUCACACACUGCAUUAUGUGUACGGUACAGUAUGGUAAUGGGCAAGUUUAAGUGAGUGAAAUAGAGAAGCUGAUCACGCUCUCCUAAAAAUGUAUUUUAAAUUAUGCGUGGGCGAGCCAAGGCAUGUUUAGUACACAUAAUGAAUAACUUAAAUCACCAGGCACUACUUUCAAAUUUUGUGAGGGGGACAGGACUGAAAAAACAUCAUAGUGUAAUGGAUAGUUAAUGUAGUUGUUUACCAGUAAUUGUUCCUAAAUCAACCUUCCUGAAACACUUGUUUAUGUCUCACUUUAAAAAGUUGGGAGACUUUAUGACUAAAUGUCAGUCAUGUACCUUUGGAUUAUGUAAGUGGCCUACUGUCAUUCAGCAAGUUUUAUGAAAUAUACAAGGGUAUGAGAAGCUAAAAUAGUCUUUAAACAAACAUUAGUGAGUAAAACUUUAUUCUGUACACUAGGUUAGCAGAAUCAUAAACAAAGUUCAGAAAAAGAAUAUAUUACAGAGAAAGAAACAGAUGAAAAAAGACAUCAGACAUCAAAACAGAUUUUGUUCCCACAACAUUCAUCACACAAUUCAAAUCACUUUCUAUUACCUUUACACUUAACAUAGAAUUUAGAACUAACGAUAAUUUAAAAAUCAAGUUCUAGGUGAUCUCUUACUGUGCUACACAUGUAAUGCACUCAAACCAAAACCAAGGUGCAUAUGACAUCAGUGUUGCCUUAUGAGGCCUUUUAGUUUACAGUUGGAAACACCUUUAUUUUCAGGAGAAGAAUAUGAACAUCUGCCAGCUACAGUGCAGCUGCACAGAAUGGCUUCAUGGAACAACAGGAUGACAUAUCAAUACUUUAUCAUCUGCAUCCUCAACCUGGCAAUGAUUCAUUAAGUCAUUAUUAAUCUUUGUAUCUGGUCAUCUGCAUGCAUUUUUUUCUUUAAGCAAAGCAAAAAAAUCUAUUUUAUUCAGGAUUUUUUCUUUGAAAUCAAUAGUGAUAUCAAAAAGUAUUUAAGGAAUUUACAGUAGUGCUUAUCAGUAUAACACUGUACACUCUGUUACUCAACAUUUAGUACGGUCAUUCCUAUUAGAACAUCAUUAGAAAGGCUGUAAUCCAAUGUGUAAAUACCAAACAAAUGUGGAAUUAUGGCAGAAUUUAGACUUCAUAAAGCCUAAAGAUCAAUCUGUGAAAUGUGUUUUAAAUAGGUGAUAACAAUUAAACAGUG
Centropristis striata (black sea bass) is the source of this 2945-nucleotide messenger RNA. RefSeq names its product 2-iminobutanoate/2-iminopropanoate deaminase-like. The transcript has 6 exons. Gene Ontology annotation, molecular function: deaminase activity. NCBI's taxonomy places the organism in Eukaryota, Metazoa, Chordata, Actinopteri, Perciformes, Serranidae. Gene Ontology annotation, cellular component: cytosol. The coding region runs from base 6 to 506 and encodes 166 amino acids. The record is from RefSeq and is a predicted model, not a curated record.